This is a messenger RNA of Lycium ferocissimum, 1426 nucleotides long. RefSeq names its product B-box zinc finger protein 20-like. The coding region runs from base 202 to 1158 and encodes 318 amino acids. The transcript has 3 exons. Gene Ontology annotation, cellular component: nucleus. NCBI's taxonomy places the organism in Eukaryota, Viridiplantae, Streptophyta, Magnoliopsida, Solanales, Solanaceae. Gene Ontology annotation, molecular function: zinc ion binding. Gene Ontology annotation, biological process: photomorphogenesis; regulation of DNA-templated transcription. The record is from RefSeq and is a predicted model, not a curated record.
UUCUAGUUAUAGUACUAGUACUAUAAUAAAAUAAUCCUCCAUCACUUUUCUCUCUCUCUCUCCUCCAUCUUCCUUUCUUAAAACUCUCCUUCAUUUCUAGACCUUCCAUUAUUCAAUUCUGGCAACUUAUUUUUCCUCUAUCAUUUUCAUAGUUGUAAAAUCUUGAUCCAUAAAAAAGAGAGGCUAUAAUUUCAAUUUCAAAUGAAGAUACAGUGUGAUGUAUGUAACAAAAAUGAAGCCACGGUUUAUUGUAUAGCAGAUGAGGCUGCACUUUGUGAAUCUUGUGACCAUCGUGUCCAUCAUGUCAACAAACUUGCUAGCAAACAUCAACGUUUCUCUCUUCUUCAACCUAAUCCUAAACAAGUCCCUCUAUGUGACAUUUGUCAGGAAAGGAGGGGUUUCUUGUUUUGUCAACAAGACAGGGCUAUUCUAUGUAGAGAGUGUGAUAUUCCAAUACACAAAGCAAAUGAACACACUCAGAAACACAACAGAUACCUUCUUACUGGUGUUAAACUCUCAGCAAACUCUGCUCUCUAUUCUUCUCCUUCACCAUCACCAUCAGCAAUUUCCUCAGCCGAUUCGUCUGUUUCAAAUUUCAAAUCUCAGAACCCCACAAGUAAACUUGUAGUUCCUUCUGUUUCCUCCACAAUCACUAGCAACAAGGCAGCAGCAACAGCAACUGUGGAACCAGUGCAAGUUGUUAAAGAGAAAGUUGGUGGAUGUAAUAAUGGGCAAGUGAUGAAUGUUGGAGGAAAUAGCUUAACAAGUAGUAUAUCAGAGUACUUAGAGAUGUUGCCUGGUUGGCAUGUUGAAGAUUUUCUUGAUUGUUCCAUUCCUAAUGGUUUCUCCAAGAAUAUAGGUGAUGAGGAUAUGUUGUCAUUUUGGGACACCGAUCUUGAGAAUCAAUUGAGUUCUUUCCCCCCACAAAAUUUUGGUCUUUGGGUCCCUCAAGCCCCUCCUCCACAGUCAAAGCAACAAAUUCAGACUAAAUUUUCUCCUCCUCAAAUUUUGAACUUUGGUGGGCAAAUUGGACUAAAGGACUCAAGAGAAAUUAAUAACAUCAAGUCCAGCAGAAAGUAUAGAGAUGACAAUUCAUUUGCUGUCCCACAAAUCAGCCCACCUUCCACUUCUUUCAAGAGAUCAAGAACUCUUUGGUAGAAAACUCCGACAAUCUGCUAUGUAUCGUUCCAAUUUUAUCGAAUGGUUAUAUACAAGGCUACAAUAAUCUUUUUUGUUUUUAACUUGUUCAUCAGCAUUUUUUUUUUCUUGAUUCAGUUUGAGCCUCAAAAAAAUGAUUAUGGCCCUUGUACUUCUUGCUCCAAUACAAUUGGCUUUGUUGUAGUUCUUGAAAUCUCUUUUGGUGUACCUCGUACUAGCUAGUGUAAGGAUCUUUUUUGUUGCUGUAAAUAUCUGUUUUUGUGAGUCC